GGGGGCCGAGGCGGCGCGAGGCGGCGGCCCAUGGGGCGGGAGGCGUGAGGCCGCGGCCUGCCCGGGGCUCGGGGGGUGGGGGGAGCGGGGCGGGGCGAUGGAUAAACUGACCAUCAUCUCAGGAUGUCUCUUUCUGGCCGCCGAUAUCUUCGCCAUCGCCAGCAUCGCCAACCCGGACUGGAUCAACACCGGCGAGUCGGCGGGAGCACUCACCGUUGGCCUUGUGCGACAGUGUCAAACAAUCCAUGGACGAGACCGGACGUGCAUCCCACCUCGGCUUCCCCCAGAGUGGGUCACCACACUAUUUUUUAUCAUCAUGGGGAUCAUUUCAUUGACUGUCACUUGUGGUUUGCUGGUGGCUUCCCACUGGCGAAGAGAAGCAACAAAAUAUGCCCGAUGGAUAGCAUUCACUGGAAUGAUCCUUUUCUGUAUGGCCGCCCUAAUAUUUCCAAUAGGAUUUUACAUCAAUGAAGUCGGAGGUCAACCUUAUAAAUUACCCAACAACACAGUAGUUGGGUCAUCAUAUGUACUUUUUGUCUUAUCUAUUUUCUUUACAAUAGUUGGACUUUUAUUUGCCGGCAAAGUUUGUUUACCAGGCUGAUGAAUGUCUUAGUUGCUUGACUCUUUUAUUAAUGUUUAUUUUAUUUUUUUAUUUUCGGAAGGUGGGAGGACAAAGGCAAGGCAUCUGAGUCGUCCUCACCUAGGAAUCUACUUAGAUGAAACUGAUGCUGAAAAGACAAAAAUGCUUUGAUUUGUUCUCACUAUGCACUUUGGAUUUAAAAACAAAAAUUAAGGAGAGCCUUUUCCAGAACCAAAUACAGACGAUAUUGACUAAAUCUCCUGAGCAUUUUCAGGCAGUCAGGUCUGCACUGUGAUAGCAACCUAGUGAAAGAGAAUGCUUUAUACUGAGAAGCAUGUGGCCCUUGGUGACUCUUGGUUCAUUUUUAACGUCUAACGAUUCAUUUGAGAGAAAAAGUCUAUAAGUAUUUAUGAGUCAUGACGGACCAGAGGGGUGCAAAGACGAGUUCGUGUGAGGCUGGCCUCACCUCCUAAAGAAAUUAGUAUUAACAGAUUCCUUGUAAUGGUAUGAACCUUUGGCACCAGGAAAGAUUGCCAUUGCAUUACUGUACCAUGAAGCCAAUAGAUCAAAACUUAUUUGCUAAAAAUGUAUGUAAAAAUUCUGAAAUUCCCUAUUCUCUAUGUACAAAAAAAAAAAAAAUCAAACACUAAGAAAACAUG
Sorex araneus (European shrew) is the source of this 1239-nucleotide messenger RNA. RefSeq names its product modulator of smoothened (gene MOSMO). Gene Ontology annotation, biological process: negative regulation of smoothened signaling pathway. The transcript is spliced from 3 exons. The coding region runs from base 98 to 601 and encodes 167 amino acids. Gene Ontology annotation, cellular component: ciliary membrane; Golgi apparatus. Lineage: Eukaryota; Metazoa; Chordata; Mammalia; Eulipotyphla; Soricidae. The record is from RefSeq and is a predicted model, not a curated record.